AUGGCUGAUGGCGUCUCAAUACGCUUCAUGGCGAAGAUUAUCUCAAACAGAGGCGUAGGUGCCUCGGCGACCCUUACCUCCACCCGAGUGGGCAGGACGAUGUCUGACGUGACUGAUAGCCUAAAAGACACUCCGAGGACCAUGGCAUUAAUUCUCCGUGUCUUGUCCUCAAUAUCUGCCCAUUGCCAGUUUACGGUUUUGCUGAGCGACUUCGUUCGAGUACCGCAUUUGCUUGCACCUCCAGCUUAUCCGCUCGGUCGUAUCGGGACUGGUGAGGUAAAGGCAUGGUGCAGCGGGUGCACCCGACACACAAAGAGCCUAGCCUGCGUUCUGGAUGUGCUUUUGAGUUUACGACUCGUGCAUUGCUCUGCGCCUUGUGCGUGUGGAUCAACGGGGUGGCGUUACCGUGUCUGUCUCGGCAUCAGCAUCCUUUUCUGCAUCAACACACGCGCGGGUAAUUGCGAUGAUCAUCAAGGGUGCUCUGCCUUGUUGUGCAUAGAUCAUGAUAAAAUUGCAGUCAAAAAACACAAUAAGAGGAGACAAGAUUGGGGAGAGACGAGGUACGGUACGAAGUUGAUCCGAUUGCCCUGCAAAUAAGAUCUCGCUAUACCCUAGAGCGAGCUCGCCAAGGGUUGUAGCAUCUACCCAGCUUCCACUAGCCGCCUGAGAGGUCUAACAAUUUUCUUGAGCGCUCAGCGAGCUUCAAGCUCGAGCCAACAGUGCAAUGAUACGCUCUGUAAUGUGCCCAACGCAC
Heterobasidion irregulare TC 32-1 is the source of this 754-nucleotide messenger RNA. RefSeq lists its product as uncharacterized. The record is from RefSeq and is a predicted model, not a curated record. The transcript is spliced from 5 exons. Bases 1 to 597 code for a protein of 198 amino acids. Lineage: Eukaryota; Fungi; Basidiomycota; Agaricomycetes; Russulales; Bondarzewiaceae.